Messenger RNA from Macaca mulatta (Rhesus monkey), 877 nucleotides. The record is from RefSeq and is a predicted model, not a curated record. Lineage: Eukaryota; Metazoa; Chordata; Mammalia; Primates; Cercopithecidae.
GCUGUAGGGACCCGGAGCAUACAGACCUCGCUGGCUUCACUCUUACCUCGGUGUCUGCUGCACCCUCCGCUUCCUCUCCUAGGCCACGAGACCCAGCGGCUAGAAAUUCACCAUGUCUAUUCUCAAGGUCCAUGCCAUGGAGAUCUUUGACUCUCCUGGGAAUCCCACUGUUGAGGUUGAUCUCUUCACCUCAAAAAGUCUCUUCAGAGCUGCUGUGCCCAGUGAUGCUUCAACUGGUAUCUAGGAGGCCCUAGAGCUCCGGGACAAUGAUAAGACUCGCUACAUGGGGAAGGGUAUCUCAAAGGCUGUUGAGCACAUGGUUAAAACUAUUGCGCCUGCCCUGGUUAGCAAGAAACUGAACGUCACAGAACAAGAGAAGAUUGACAAACUGCUGAUCGAGAUGGAUGGAACAGAAAAUAAAUCCAAGUUUGGUGCAAACGCCAUUCUGGGGGUGUCCCUCGCCGUCUGCAAAGCCAGUGCCGUUGAGAAGGGGGUUCCCCUGUACCGCCACAUCGCUGACUUGGCUGGCAACUCUGAAGUCAUCCUGCCAAUCCCGGCUUUCAAUGUCAUCAAUGGCGGUUCUCAUGCCGGCAACAAGCUGGCCAUGCAGGAGUUCAUGAUCCUCCCAGUUGGUGCAGCAAACUUCAGGGAAGCCAUGCGCAUUGGAGCCGAGGUUUACCACAACCUGAAGAAUGUCAUCAGGAAGAAAUACGGGAAAGAUGCCACCAAUGUGGGGGAUGAGCACGAAGUAUCUGAAAGAUGUCACUUUACAGAAACAGUGUGUACCAUUCUGACAUUACAAUGGUGGAGUUGGCAGGUGUGCCCAGGCCAAGCAGUGGGGCUGGACACAAGGUCCGUGGCCCAAAAAGAGUGCUGA